UCAUCUGCCUUGAUCGUGACAUUGCGGUUGCAAUAAUAACCAAAAAAAAAGCAUCUCGAACGGGCCGUUCUCAGCCUGCUUCUAUUGAUCAUACUUAAAAACCAAGUAAUGUCUACUCAGAUCUCCCAGCCUCCUCUCAAUCACCUCUCACCAUGGCGCCCGUCACACAUAUAAUGUACUUUAAGACCUCCUCGUCCUACGUCCAGGAUCCCUCUCGGUUAAUCUCUGAGCUUGCAACCAAGAGUUCAGCAAACACAAUCGAAGGGCUUUCUAAGGCAUACCUUGGUUUCGAGGCUGAAGAUCCGAGCAAUGCAUUCUGGGUCCUCGAGUGGACUUCCAAGUCUGCGCAAGAAACAUAUCGUCAGACAGAUAAUUUCAAGGCUACGCAAGCAGCUUCUCAACAGGUCUUUGCGAGCAAGCCUACUCACACGUUUGUCGGGUUCUCCAACACUAGUCGGAUAUUUUCUGCUCCAGUGACGGAAUUUGUCACCUUCACUCUCAAGAGGGGUGUCAGCAUGAGCGCGCUGCAACCUCUCGUCAAACAGCUUCAGGAUAAGCUUCAAGGAACACCCAAGUUCUAUGGCUCGAGCUGGGCACCUGUCGUCGAUAAGCCUAACGUAGUUCACGGGGUAUUGGGAUGGGAGAGUGUGGAGGCACACUGGGCUGCUGUAAGCUCAGGUCCCCUCAAGGAGAUCAUUGAUGAAGUGAAGAAGGUUGCUGACCUUUGGCUUGUCCACGCCAUACUUACAUCAUACAAACUAUGAACUUGAUGAUCGUUGUAUACUAUGGGGAGGUAUAUUUUGAUGUUAUGAAAAUAAUGAAAUACAUAGGUACAGAUAUCCCCGAGCAAACGUUCAAUUUAGCUGGUGCCUAGGCCUUGUUCAGUCUUGUCAGUUCACACGUUCGAAUUACCCUGGCAAAUAUCCCUGAACACAGACUCA
Suillus bovinus is the source of this 941-nucleotide messenger RNA. RefSeq lists its product as uncharacterized. The transcript has 4 exons. The record is from RefSeq and is a predicted model, not a curated record. Bases 153 to 764 code for a protein of 203 amino acids. Lineage: Eukaryota; Fungi; Basidiomycota; Agaricomycetes; Boletales; Suillaceae.